This is a messenger RNA of Osmerus eperlanus (European smelt), 5215 nucleotides long. RefSeq names its product ATP-binding cassette, sub-family C (CFTR/MRP), member 10 (gene abcc10). The transcript has 22 exons. Gene Ontology annotation, cellular component: membrane. Gene Ontology annotation, biological process: transmembrane transport. The coding region runs from base 112 to 4731 and encodes 1539 amino acids. The record is from RefSeq and is a predicted model, not a curated record. Gene Ontology annotation, molecular function: ABC-type transporter activity; ATP hydrolysis activity; ATP binding. NCBI's taxonomy places the organism in Eukaryota, Metazoa, Chordata, Actinopteri, Osmeriformes, Osmeridae.
GAUAGAUUUGUCAAACCUUUAUUUUGAAAAAAGUAAUAACGUCAUCAAACCUCGACGUAUCUUCAGCUAAAAUUGGGCUAGUUAGCUUUACUUGACCUCACAAACAGUCAGAUGGGAAAAGGCGUGUCUGACUUUGCACCAGCUGAGUUCAUAUCGGGGCUAUGCCAUAUAGGUGACCACGACAGAUUUCCUUUGUGGCAGAAUGGAACUGUCAGCUCCUGUUUCAACCAACUGUGCCUGGGAGCCCUGGCACAUGCUGUGGUGGCCAUCUUCAGCGCCUGUUACCUAAGUGUUCCAAGUUGUGGGCCCCAUCAUUCUUCUUUCCCAUGUUGUUGGAGCAUCAGAGUGGCUUCAGCUCUGUUGGUAGCCCUGGUCUUUGUUGCAGAUAUGGUGGUGGUGGCCCUUCUCCAUCAGGGGGACAUAUAUCUGGAUUUCUUGGCAGAUGGCUGUGCUAUCCUGGCCUGGCUGGUCCACUUUGGGACCAUGCUAAUCCUCCAAAGGUCUGUCUAUAGAAGAACCAGGGGUCCAUCUAUGUUACUUCUUCUAGUCUUACUCCCUCUUCCUAACUUUGUUGUCACCUUGGUGGUUUAUGCCCAGGAUGACACCUAUCUUGACCUAGGGGAACCCCUGAAGGUGACACGUUUUGCCCUGGCAGCAGCCCGAACGAUUCCUCUCCUGUUAUACAUAAUGGCUUUUGCAUUCCCAUGUAUUGGUGAUUCUGGAUAUACCCUGCAUAUCAAUUCUGUGCAUGACUCUCUGCUGAUACCAGGAAGUUCCUACCCAGAUACAGGUGAUAUGGUGGCAGAGGAUGGUAGUAGCUGUGUGUCUCGACUCCUCUACCUAUGGAUGAACCCUCUCCUUCAGCGAGGACAGCGUGGGGAGCUGUACCGGUCAUGUGACGUUUAUCUCCUUCCCUUAAAACUUCGCACCAAUGUGGUGCGCCAAUAUUUUCACCACUGCUGGGAGGAGUGCCAGCAGAGGCGAGCCACACAAGAAUGCCAUAGUCAACACAGAUCCUCCCCUCACCAGGAACAACCAUUAGAGAUAGUGGUAGAAGACGUGGGGCUAUUGAGGGUACUUCACAAGGCUUUUGGCUUGCAGUAUUAUAUGCUAGGUGUGCUGAAGCUGGUUGGCAACAUGCUGGGCUUUGCAGGACCCUUACUUCUCAGCAACCUGGUUGGCUUCAUGGAGAAGGAGGGAGCACCUGUCAGCUGGGGUGCCUGGUGCACCGUUGGUCUCUUCGCCAGCACCUUAUUAUCUGCUGUCAUUCGUAAUAUCUUUGUCUUUGAAGUCUCCAAGGUGGUAUUAUUGGCUCGUGCUGCCAUCGUGUCCACCAUUUAUGGCAAAGCCUUACGGGUCAGUAGGAGCAAUCUGGCACAGUUCUCCUUAGGGGAGGUGAUCAACUUCAUGAGUACUGAUACAGACCGUGUAGUCAACUUUUUUAAUAGUUUUCAUGAGGUAUGGAGCUUGCCUUUCCAGUUCUCUAUUGCCCUCUACUUGCUGUACCUGCAGGUGGGAGUGGCCUUCUUGGGUGGUCUGGGUGUGGCUUUAUUGCUGGUGCCACUCAAUAAACUUUUGGCCUCACUUAUCUUGGAGAAUAACAAGCAAAUGCUGAGGCACAAGGAUAGUCGGGUUAAGCUAAUGACAGAGGUACUCUUUGGAAUAAGAGUCAUCAAGUUUUAUAACUGGGAGGCUCAUUUUGCCGAAAAGAUUGCAGAGUGUCGGAGGUUAGAGCUGUCCCACCUUAAAGCCAUCAAGUACCUAGAUGCAGUAUGUGUGUACACUUGGGCAGCUCUACCUGUGGUCAUCUCCAUCCUAACCUUUGUUACAUACGUGUUGCUAGGACAUGAACUAACUGCAGCCAAGGUGUUUACCACUCUGGCAUUAGUAGGCAUGCUGAUACUGCCACUCAACAGCUUCCCUUGGGUCCUCAACGGCACAUUGGAGGCUAAAGUGUCCCUAGGUCGCAUACAGCACUUUCUCACACUGUCCAACCUGGACCUCGAUGCAUACUACAGUCCAGUAGCUCCUGAGGACCCCCAGACUACUAUUGAGAUUAAACAAGGCACAUUCUCAUGGCAAGGUCGAUCCAGUCCAGACAACCCCUCUGAGCUGGAGGGAGAAACUGGUUUUCAUAAUGGAAAUAUACUUCUCCAUAACCUCCACAUCAGCAUUACUAAGGGCUUCCUUGUUGUGGUGGUGGGAACGGUGGGAUGUGGGAAGAGCUCCUUACUUGCAGCCAUUUCUGGAGAACUCAACAGGUGUGGAGGUGCUGUGUAUGUCCAAGGAAGAGAAGAUGGGUUUGGUCUGGCCGCCCAGGAGCCCUGGAUCCAACAUGCAACAGUGCGGGACAACAUCCUAUUUGGAAGGAGCUAUAACAGCAUCUACUACCAGGCUGUGAUUGAAGCUUGCGCACUCACAGAUGACCUCCACAUUUUGCCGAAUGGUGACAGAACAGAAGUAGGAGAGAAUGGAGUGACUUUAAGUGGAGGACAGAAGGCUCGUUUAGCAUUGGCCAGGGCAGUUUACAUGGAGAAGGACAUUUACCUCCUUGACGAUCCAUUGGCAGCUGUUGAUACCAACGUGGCCCACCACCUGAUGGAGAAAUGUGUUUUGGGAAUACUCCGAAGGAAGACCAGAAUCCUCUGCACUCACCGCAUUGAGUUUGUGGACAAAGCUGAUAUGGUGAUUCUUAUGGACAAAGGGACCAUUAUAAAAAUUGACAUACCAGCAGAGAUCCUUCCUUUGAUGGAGGCAGUGACAAAGAAACGAAAGAAUGACUGCAAUGCAAAGGAAAAAAAUGGCGUUGAACGAGAGGAGGAACAGUGUCCAUCCACUGACCUAUGUGUGGAGGAGGAGUCUUCCUUGUCAGAGGAUGAGCAGAAGCAGGUGGGUGGGCUGGCCUGGAAUGUUUACCACACCUACUGGAGGUCCGUGGGUGGAGUUCUGGUGUUCUCCAUCUUUUUGUCCCUUCUUUUCAUGCAAGCCUCAAAAAAUGUGUCUGACUGGUGGUUGUCCCACUGGAUCUCCAAACUGAAGUGCAAUGGAUCUGGUCUGAGUCUUCAAACACCUGAUUUCAGUACACAGCAUCUGCUGUUCUUAUCUGGAGGACUAAUGUACCCGGUCACUUACAUGGAAAUUGCCUAUGUGACCAACAUAAGUUCUGAGGUGAAGUUUUAUCUGACUGUGUAUGGUUGCAUAGCCGUCGCCAACACUGUCUUCACAGCAAUUAGAGCCUUUCUUUUUGCCUAUGGAGGCAUCCGGGCUGCUACACUUAUCCACAACAGAGUUUUGGACCAAGUCCUAAAGGCCACCAUGGCAUUCUUUGACACCACACCCCAGGGCCGAGUCCUGAACCGCUUCUCUUCUGACUUGUACAGCAUAGAUGACUCUCUACCCUUCGUCCUCAACAUCCUGCUGGCCAACAUCUUUUGCGUAUUGGGCAUAUUGGUGGUAAUGAGCUAUGGUCUGCCCUGGGUCCUAGUGCCACUGAUACCCCUGGCCCUAGUCUACCACCGCACACAACGUUUUUACCGCUACACGUCCAGAGAGUUAAAACGCCUGUGUAGUCUCACCCUCUCUCCAGUGUACUCUCACUUUUCAGAAACUAUCACCGGUCUAGAGACGAUCCGGGCUAGUGGCAGUGCCACAAGGUUUGAGGAGGAGAAUGAACGCCGACUAGAUGUGAACCAGCGCUGUCUGUUCCUUAGCAACGCCGCCAUGCAAUGGCUGGACAUCCGUCUGCAGAUGAUUGGUGUUGCCGUGGUGACUGUCAUCGGAAUCAUUGCCGUUAUUCAGCACAAGUUCAAAUACAUUGAUCCAGGUCUAGUUGGUCUCUCCCUGUCCUACGCCCUGUCCAUUACAGGCCUACUGUCAGGGCUGAUUUUCAGCUUUACCCAGACUGAGAUGCAGCUGGUGAGUGUUGAGCGCACUGAAGAAUACACCACCAGCCUGCCCACCGAGCCCCAACAAUCUAACCCUCAGGUACCCUCUGGGUGGCCAGAGCAGGGCUGGAUAGAGUUCCGGGGGGCUGUUCUGUCUUACAGAGAGGGCAUGCCCAACGCCCUAGAUGGCUUGAGUCUGGUGGUCCGUCCUGGAGAAAAGAUUGGAAUUUUGGGCCGUACUGGCUCAGGCAAGUCCUCCCUGUUCAUGGCCCUUUUCCGUAUGGUUGAGCUCAGCCAGGGUCAGAUCUUACUGGAUGGAUUGGACACGAGCCAUGUGGGACUUGCCCAACUCAGGUCCAAGCUGGCUAUCAUCCCCCAAGACCCGUUCUUGUUCAAUGGGACAGUGAGGGAGAACCUGGACCCUUGUGGACGACAUUCAGACCACAGCCUGGCAGACGCCCUAGAGCAGUGCCACCUCAGUCAAGUCAUCAACAGCAUAGGUGGGCUUGAUGGUGAGGUGAGAGAGAGAGGGAUGUUUUUCUCCCUGGGCCAGAGACAGCUGCUGUGUUUAGCUAGAGCUCUACUGACCAAUGCCAAUAUUCUGUGCAUCGAUGAAGCUACUGCUAGUGUUGAUCAUCAGACUGACAAGUUGAUUCAACAAACAAUCAGGGAAAGAUUUCAUGACAAGACUGUUCUCACCAUUGCUCACAGGGUCAACACCAUCAUGGAUUCAGACAGGGUGCUAAUAAUGCAUGUUGGAAAAGUGGUGGAAUUUGACACCCCUGAAGCUCUUUACCAAAGAGCUGACUCCAUGUUUUUCCACCUGGUUGAUGGGAAAGGUGAAUGAGCAGAAGCCACACGGUGCUGAAUGUUAUAAGGACAACAAUGGAAUCGCCACACAAGCUCCCGAUGGCCAAACAUUUUGGCAAACCACUAUGGCCAGAGGUAGAUUAUACCUGCUGGAGAUGGCUGUGACCACUGCUCCUGUGACACUCCAAAUAUUCCAAAUGUAAUAAAGAACCAUAGCAACAUUGUAUAGUUGUAAUAAAAAGGAUAGUACAGUAAACAGUAAGUCUUGACAAACACAAAAAACAUGUAAAACACAUUUUACUGAUGACCUGGUCUGCUGGUAUUAACUGCAUAGAGUUGGAACAGUUAUCAUUUAACGUAUAAUGCCAAUACUUUAAUAGGUCAAAGAAAUAGAAAUCUAUUGGUAAUAACUUGUUUACAGCCUUUAAUUUAAUCUAAUGAGGGAGGUUUGAACUGCUGUAUAUUUAUAUGAAAAACAUUUAAAUGAAGGUAAACUAAAUAAAAAGUAUAAGUGAGUCAUU